Rhipicephalus microplus (southern cattle tick) is the source of this 1413-nucleotide messenger RNA. RefSeq lists its product as uncharacterized. Gene Ontology annotation, biological process: membrane protein proteolysis. The record is from RefSeq and is a predicted model, not a curated record. Lineage: Eukaryota; Metazoa; Arthropoda; Arachnida; Ixodida; Ixodidae. Gene Ontology annotation, cellular component: lumenal side of endoplasmic reticulum membrane; cytoplasmic side of endoplasmic reticulum membrane; lysosomal membrane. Gene Ontology annotation, molecular function: aspartic endopeptidase activity, intramembrane cleaving.
AUGACCAGAGGCGCGCUGAACUUCGUCUACAUCAAGGCGCUCAUCGCUGUGUUUGCCGCCUGCCCGGUGCACGGUGCGAAUCCCGCGGUAAGCUCGGUGCUCCUGGUGAAGGCGUCCGACGUGUCCGAUGCCGAGGCGCACUGCGUGUUGUACGUGCCCGCCAUCAAGGACAUCGCCAAACGAGAAGCUGACGCGGAGUACCUGCCUCUGCUGAACGUGCUGAACGACACCGAGUGCGACUACGAGCGGCGUAGCUUUGAGGGCAAGGUGGUGCUCAUGGAGCACUGCGACAACACCUCUAACGACGACAUUAUUCAGAAGGCAAAGAGCGCCAAGGCGGCAGCCAUUGUGGUGACGUACAACGAGAAGCGACCGAUAGCAGAGACAAGCACUGACAUAAAGAAGCUGGACAUAGUCGUCGCUUUUGCCAAGAAUUCGACAGGACGCCAAAUUGCCCACUACGAGGAGAAGCACGCGAACGGCACCGUGAUGGCUAAGCUGUUCACGCGUUCCACAGCCCUGGACUGGAGCUUCGCCAUCAUCUGGCUCAUCGCAGUAGGCACAGUCACUCUUGGAGCCUACUGGUCCGGCAUCGCACAGUGCGGCCGGUAUAAGCAAAAAGUCGCGCAGCCCGUAAGGACCCGCAGCAGGCCAAAGAGAAUCAGCCGUCGUCUGAGAAGACCUAGCGAACCUGACAGGAAGCCUGCACUGCCUGGUCAUCACGUUCGCCAUGGCAUCCGCAGUUGCACUGAUUUCCUGUCUGGAGCCACUCGUCAACCACAUCAGCGUCGGGAGAUCGAGGGUGCCAGCACAGGUGGCAGCGUGUUGUCAGACGCGCAUGGAAGUCAGGAUCUGCUCGGCGUCGCCUUUUGCAUCAACAUGCUCAAAAGCAUCCACCUGCCCAACCUCAAGCUCCUCUCCUUACUCUUGAUGCUCCUGCUGGUGUACGACGUCUUUUUCGUCUUCAUUACCCCUUUCUUGCGCGUGAACCGCGAAAGCGUGAUGGUCGAAGUGGCCAAAGGUUCCGGGGUCAGAGAGGUCCUGCCAAUGGUGAUCAAGUUCCCCAGGAUCUACCGGAGUGGCUACUCUAAGUGCUUCCAGAUGAAGUUCUCCAUCUUGGGCCUCGGGGACAUAUUGGCGCCAGGUAUGCUGAUAUCCUACUGCCACACGUUUGACCUGUUUGCACUGGGCAGGAGAUUUUACUUCUAUAUUGCGUGCGUAUCGUAUGGCCUGGGCAUGGUGGCUACGUUCCUAGCUUUGGAGCUGAUGAGGAACGCCCAGCCGGCUCUGCUCUACCUGGUUCCCUUCACGAUCAUUCCAACGAUCACCACGGCCUGGUCGAAGGGAGACCUUUUCGCCAUCUGGAACGGAGUCAAGGCACGCAUGCCACCUAUGGUUGCUAGCCCUAGUUAA